GGUGCUCCCAUUGAGGCAGGGUCACAGGUGCUGGGAUUACAUCACAAAGGGACUGCUGUGUGACUUCCCAGCAGGGAGUAGACUCAGGAGAAGAUACACCAGAGAUCAGGUCUGAGUUAGGCUCCUGGCCAGGGCAUAGGCAUGAACUGAGAGUGCAGGAGACACACAAAAAAACAAGGGAUUAGGUCAUUGGGUCAGGGCCCAAGUGCAUAGGAAGGAACAAGGGGCUCAUUGGGGGUAGGGCAGGCUGGAAGGUGCACAGAAGGCCUGGAGCCAGGAGACCUGGGGAACACUGGGUCUUGAGUUGAGGCUUUCUCCUAGCAACAAUUUUUCACACUUCUUAUAGGACUGAGAUCCAGAUAACAAGAGUGGGUGGUGAUACACUUAGAAGUCUGCGUAUACACAACUGGGUCCAAGAGGAGAGGAAGUUUCCCUAGAAAUACAGACCACACCCAGGAUUAGAAAGGGGGAGAAGAGCCAUAGCAAGACGCCUUACCUGGCUUCUCGUGGGUGUGCCCCUUGGAGAAGAGGAGAGAGCCCUAAGGGUGACCCUAGUGGCUCUGCCUUGGAUGCUGCUGGGCUAACACUGAGGUAGACACCUGCCGUGGUGACAUUUUUGAAGCUGUAGAAGCAGCAGCAGCCACUCAGCCCCGAGAAGGGGAGGAGGAGGCACAUCUGUGCCCUCUUGACUUAGGGACCAUGCCCAGACCUGGGUUGACCUCCCUGCUUCUGCUGACCAUUCUGGUGACCCUGGUGGCCACCACAGACCCAGCCAAGUAUCAGGUGAAGGUGAUGAGGACAUUAAAACCCGUUGAUUCUUCAAAUGCCAACCUGAAACAGUGUCUGUGGUUUGCCAUGCAAGAAUACAACAAAGAAAGCAAGGACAAGUAUAUCUUCCAGGUGGUCAAGGUACUGCAAGUCCAGAUGCAGGUCACAGAUCGUAUGGAAUACUUUACUGAAGUGGAAAUUGCCCGCAGCACCUGCAAAAAGCCUUUAAACAACACUGAAAACUGUGUCAUUCAAGAAAACUACAAAUUGGGAAAGAAAGUAAUUUGCAACUUUUUGGUGGGAGCACUUCCCUGGAAUGGCGAGUUCACUGUGAUGGAGACAAAAUGUGUGGAUACUUAG
Messenger RNA from Loxodonta africana (African savanna elephant), 1128 nucleotides. It is a transcript of the gene CST8, whose product is annotated as cystatin 8. The record is from RefSeq and is a predicted model, not a curated record. Gene Ontology annotation, cellular component: cytoplasm; extracellular region; cell surface. NCBI's taxonomy places the organism in Eukaryota, Metazoa, Chordata, Mammalia, Proboscidea, Elephantidae. The transcript has 3 exons. Gene Ontology annotation, molecular function: cysteine-type endopeptidase inhibitor activity. Bases 700 to 1128 code for a protein of 142 amino acids.